GAGAGAGAGGAAGGAGGAAGAACUCAGUCAAUUUCCUACACAAAUUUCCAACCACACUUGACGGUGGUUAGGUGUGAAGAUCAGACAGGACCCGUGGAGGCCCCCAGAUCCGUGCUGAAGCCUUCAGCUACUGUCUCAGGUUUUUGGAGUUUAGCAAUGGAGUUUUUCUCUGCUGAGACCAAUUCAACUGACUUACCCUCACAGCCCUGGCAUGAACCCCAAGUAAUUCUCUCCAUGGUCAUUCUCAGCCUCACUUUCCUGCUGGGAUUGCCAGGCAACGGGCUGGUGCUGUGGGUGGCUGGCCUAAAGAUGCAAUGGACAGUGAACACAGUUUGGUUUCUCCAUCUCACACUGGCGGACUUCCUCUGCUGCCUCUCCUUGCCCUUCUCCCUGGUUCACUUGGCUCUCCAAGGACACUGGCCGUAUGGUUGGCUCCUCUGCAAGCUCAUUCCCUCCAUCAUCGUCCUCAACAUGUUUGCCAGUGUCUUCCUGCUGACUGCCAUUAGUCUGGACCGCUGUCUUUUGGUACUCAAGCCAAUCUGGUGCCAGAAUCACCGCUCCGUGAGGACAGUCUUCACUAUCUGUGGAUGUAUCUGGGUGGUGGCUUUUGUAAUGUGUAUACCUGUGUUCAUAUACAGGGAAACAUUCACCAUAGACGACCAUAAUAUGUGUGGCUACAAUUUCGGUCUUGACAGCUCAUACGAUUAUUCGGACUUCACCUUUGAUCUACUGGAAAACGGGUCUCUUGACAACUCCAUUGUUCAGCUGCCUGAAGAAAUGGACGAUAGGUUAGAUUCUUUCUCUUUACAAACAGAUAAUCCUUGGACAGCUACCACUGUCCUCCAUUCUCCAACAUUUCAAAGACCUCCUGGAGAUUCACUCCCUGUGGAUUCAGCUAGAUUAUCUAGUCAACAUCCAUAUUAUAAUUUAUUUAAACCUGAUGAUGAAGUCUUACCUACAAUCCCAAGUGGGUUUCCCAUUGAUGGUCACAAAACUAACCCACCAGAUGACGCUGAUGCUUCCCUCUCUACUGAUUUAGAGCUUUCCUCUAGUUCCUCUAGCAAUUCAUUAUACAUGACUGAGCUAUCACAAGAUUUCCAGGAUGAUAAUUUUGGCCAGUUUGCAUAUGACAAUCAAGUUCCAACACCCUUGGUGACAAUAACUAUCACAAGGCUAGUGGUGGGUUUCCUGUUGCCCUUUAUUGUCAUGGUGACCUGUUAUAGCCUCAUUGUCUUCCGAAUGCUACGAAGCCGCUUCACCAAGUCUUGGAGCAAAAGCUUCCGAGUGGCCAUGGUGGUGGUGGUUGUCUUUUUUGUCUGCUGGGCCCCAUACCACAUUUUUGGAGUCCUCUUAUUGUUUAUUGACCCAGAAACUUACUUUGGGAAAGCUCUGCUGUCCUGGGACCCUGUGGCCCUUGCUCUAGCAUCUGCCAAUAGUUGCUUCAAUCCCUUCCUCUAUGCCUUCAUGGGGAAAGGUUUUAGGAAGAAAGCAAGGCAGACCCUGCAGGGCAUUCUGGAGGCAGCUUUCAGUGAGGGCCUCACACAUUCCACCAGCUGUACACAAACAAAGCCUUUUCAGAAACAAACACUAGCAGAGCUGUGUGAGAAUAUGCAUUGACCCAAGCAGGACUUCUUAGGUAUCCACCCAGUGUAAUAUGUUUCUAAAGGGACAAGGGGCAUGGUGAGCAGGGGAUUUCAGAAACCAUCAAAGAAUCAGUCUGGAGGUGAUCAAACAGGCUAGUGACAUCAGCAUCACCUGGAAACUUGUUAGAAAUACAAAUUCUCGAGCCCCGCCCCAGAGUUGUUAACAAGCUCUCUUAUUUCCGGUGAAUGCUAAAUUUGAGUCAUUGUAAAAAUUAGUCUAUUUCUAUUCCAGACUAAGCCACCUGAGAUAAAUGAGAAUCUAAUCUAUUUUAAAAUGAUGUUUCCAUCGUUAAAAUUUCUAUUUAGUAUAUGUAAAUACCCUUCCAGAUUCAUUUUAAAAACCAUUUCUCCUAGUUCUGAGUAAAAGAUGACCAUUUAUUCUAUGGCUUUGUUGUGCUGCUGGUGGUAUUGGGAUGGUUUUAGAUAAAAAACAAAGUGCAAGAAGUCUACGAAAGCAAGGACUUAUUAGAUUGAUUCUGGAGCAGAGUACAGUGCCAGAUGCUUCCCAUUUGGGAUACUCAUGGAUACAGAACAAAGGAAUUCCAAGUUUCUAUUUGUACAACUAAAUAAGCAUCUCUUGUGUAAAGACAGACUACUAAGGCAUCUAAAAACUUACUCAUGAACUGGUAUUGUAAGCUGCCGCUUGGUGAGUUUCUUGUCUAUUUGUUUAGUCUAUCUGCCUCUUUUUUUUUUUUUAAGAUUUUUAUUGGGGAAUUG
Molecule: messenger RNA, 2360 nt
Organism: Hipposideros armiger (great roundleaf bat)
Lineage: Eukaryota; Metazoa; Chordata; Mammalia; Chiroptera; Hipposideridae
Gene: C3AR1
Product: complement C3a receptor 1
Biological process (GO): phospholipase C-activating G protein-coupled receptor signaling pathway; inflammatory response; positive regulation of cytosolic calcium ion concentration
Cellular component (GO): plasma membrane
Molecular function (GO): complement component C5a receptor activity; complement component C3a receptor activity; G protein-coupled receptor activity
Source: RefSeq, a predicted model, not a curated record